GAACCUGGUAACCAACAAAAACACCGAGAGUUGCAUCAACUGCACUUGACGGAUGAAUGCUGGACGCACUUCCACUAUCUUAAGUGACGUCAUCAUUGACCUAAAUUAUACUGCUUUGACGUUUCAAGGUCAAGAGGAGUCGCUUCCCUUGGUUCUUAAGGCUACUUUGACCAUUCUCCUGGUUUUCGUGAUCGUUAUCGGAUGUGUGGGAAAUUUAAUCGUCUGCUUAAUUGUUUACAAAAAUCCCGCCAUGAGAUCAGCUAUCAAUAUCUUGCUGGCCAAUAUGGCAUUGACAGAUAUUUUUUUAUCAGCAGUCUGCAUGCCUCCUAAAAUACUGAUGCUAUUCUCGGAGGACAAGAUCAUUGACACCGUCCCGUGUCAGAUAUUUGCCUUUCUCCAGGAAACAUUUGUGUCAACUGGAAUUUUGACUCUUCUUACUAUUAGCAUGGAUCGUUACCGAAUCAUUGUCAAACGUCGUGACAAACUCACCACUGCGCAUGCCAAGAUUCUGACAGUUUUGUCAUGGGGAUUAUCGAUUCUUUUGACGUUUCCGCCGCUGAUUGGUUGGGGUAAAUACAAAUUUUACCCAAGGCACUCGCAAUGCAUCUAUGGAAUUCAUAGUAGCAAUUUUGAAUUGAUUUAUUUGAUAUUGAAAAUUUGUUUUAUUAAUUUCUUUCCCAUCAUUGCCAUGGGUUUUUCCUACUUUGGGAUUAUUCAUAAAGUACGAAGAGAUGCAUUGCGCAUUCGGAACUGCCCUGAGUUGGAUUCUCAUGUUAGCGUUACUAUCAGCAAUGGAAAACUAGGAUUACCCAUAAUUCAUAGGAAGAAAAAUUCACAUAUAGAUAUUCAUUUUAAGACUAGAUCUUUCAAAACAAUACUGAUAUUGUUUAUUGCCUUAACAAUUUGCUGGACACCCUAUGGCAUUAAUCUAAUGAUUAGCAAUAUCACCGGUUCUUACGAGUGUGUUCGAAGUACCAUUUUGAUAUGGAUCGGUUUUGUAAAAUGUGCAGUAAAUCCAAUUAUUUAUUUCAUUUACAUUUCUAAAUUUAGAGAAGCGUGUGAAGAAUACAUCCCGACGUCUUUUAAAUUUUCCAUGAAAAUCAGGGUUUUCAACAAAAGGAGAAUAAAUCCUGCAGCUAUAUACUUGUACAAGGACAAGGCUGGGACUGAAGGCAAUAAAUAAAGACAA
This is a messenger RNA of Saccostrea echinata, 1189 nucleotides long. RefSeq names its product high-affinity lysophosphatidic acid receptor-like. Gene Ontology annotation, biological process: G protein-coupled receptor signaling pathway. NCBI's taxonomy places the organism in Eukaryota, Metazoa, Mollusca, Bivalvia, Ostreida, Ostreidae. Bases 53 to 1183 code for a protein of 376 amino acids. Gene Ontology annotation, molecular function: G protein-coupled receptor activity. The record is from RefSeq and is a predicted model, not a curated record. Gene Ontology annotation, cellular component: membrane. The transcript has a single exon.